Molecule: messenger RNA, 1278 nt
Organism: Theileria annulata
Lineage: Eukaryota; Apicomplexa; Aconoidasida; Piroplasmida; Theileriidae
Exons: 1
Coding region: 1-1278 (425 amino acids)
Biological process (GO): regulation of DNA-templated transcription
Molecular function (GO): DNA-binding transcription factor activity
Source: RefSeq, a predicted model, not a curated record
AUGAAUGUAGAGAAAAUGGAAAUAAAUGAAUCGGAUAGAAUAGUGAAUGGAUUAAGACGUUCAAUAAGAACAGCAUUGGAAGUUGGUAGUGCAAUAAAAAAGAAAAUCAAUUCAGAUUAUAAACCAUUAAUUGAUACACUUAAUGUAGCACUUUUAUCAACGUUUAGACUUGGUGAGUAUCUUUUUACACAUUCCAAUUCUAAUUCAAUUGAUGAUACAAGAGAAUCGUAUAAAUCGGAAUCCUUUACAGAAAUAAAUAAAUCAACAUACAAAUCAGAAUCUUUUAAAUCGGAAUAUGAUACAAAAUUAAAUAAUUUGCAAUCAUAUGAAUCAAAUACAACACUGAAUAAUUCACCUACAGUACAAUCGAAUGUACAGUGUAAUUCACCCUCAACUGUACAGACUACUAUACCGUCUACAAUACAGUCUACUAUACAAUCGAAUAUGGAAUCGAUGAGAAAUGAAUCGAUGAGAAAUGAAUCAUAUAUGAUUAGUAAUGAGAUGAGAGAAAAUGAAGAGAUGGAAGAUGUUGGUGAAUUGAUAUACAUGGAUAUAGGAAUGGAGAGUAUGAGUAGUACAUUUGAAAAUGAUCAAUAUUUGAAUUAUGAUAUAAUGAGUGAGGAUGAUGGUUCUUCAUUUACCUCAUUGAGUUCAUCAAGUCCGAAGAUGUUUAACAAGAGGAAGAGCCCAAGUAGGAGUAGGAGACCAUAUAGAAGUUUGAGUAGUUUGGAGAAUUUACCAAGUAGCAGAAGAAGUACAAGAGAUUUAUCACAAACAGAUGAUAUGUACAUUUAUGAUAUGAAUAAUUUAAGUGAUAAAGGUGAAUUUGAGGAUUGGUAUAAUGAAGAUAGUGACUCGAGUAAAAAGAGUGUAAAAUAUGUCCAGAAGAGAAUGCCACCCAGUAGACCUUCAGUUAGUAAUUUAACUGAAAUCUAUGGUUCACAAGAUAUGUUAAUUCCAAUGGGUCCAUUACCCAUUGGUGUUUAUUUUGAUGCUUCAAGGAAGUUAUGGCGUUGCCAAUGGCGUGAAAAUGGUAAAUUCCGUACUAAAGGAUUCUCAUUAGGACAUUAUAAUACACUUGCUGAUGCUCGACAUGCUUGUAUUUUAUUCAGAUGUCAAGUUGGAAAUAUGAAUAUUCAACCCGAAUGGUUAACACCAAAUUAUAUCAAAGUCUCGGAAUUAUUAAAUCGUAAAGCAUCACAACCCAGUAAUAAUACACCCAAAAAAUCCAAUCGCAAGAAAAAACGUCAAGAAGAUUUAUAUGAACCUUUUUCAUAA